Molecule: messenger RNA, 708 nt
Organism: Paramecium pentaurelia
Lineage: Eukaryota; Ciliophora; Oligohymenophorea; Peniculida; Parameciidae
Source: the annotation of a GenBank genome assembly
AUGGGAGCUAAUUGUUCAAAUUGUAAUUAAUGUUAAAAAGAUAAAAUGGAAUUAAAUAACGAAGUAGAAGUGACUAAAAAGUCAGAAAGUCAUAAAGUAUCAUCCUUUUCACAAUAAUCAUCGAACAGUUUAAUCGAUGGUGUAAUUAAAUUGAAAUUUAUUGAAAGAAUGAUUUAAAGUAGACAAAGUGCACUCCUAAAGAAUAAAAGAACACAAAGUUUUCGGUAUUCUCAGAUGAUCAAGAGAAAGAAAAAAAUAAACAGAAUAAACUAAAUGAUAAGGCAAUUGUGAUAUAGAAAAAUUGGAAAGCUCAUAAAGCUAGAGAAAGUUAUAAAGAAGUCAAAAAAUCAUUAUCAGAGUCAUAAAAAGCAAAUGAAAAGCAAUAAUAAUAAUAAUAAUAAUAAAAUGAUUAAGCUACAGUAGCCAGUAAGGAUAAAAAGAAAUACUUUAACUCAUUAGAAUUUGGAAGUAUUAUUAGAAAUUAUUAAAAUAAUAGUGAAUAAUACGAAUAAUGUUUAAUCUAGGGAGAAACGACCACUUUUUGUAUUUAAAAGUGGUGCCACUUAUGAAGGAGAAUGGGUGGGAAAUAAAAGAGAUGGAAAAGGUGUUUAAAUUUGGCCUGAUGGAGCUAGAUAUGAUGGAGAAUGGNGGAAUUAUAGGUUUAAUUUAUUGUACAGAUAUUGGAUUUUAUUUAAUAAGUUUUGUUGA